AUGCUCAUCUGUCUGCAAUUGAUAGCUGUGGGGGCCUCUCUCAUGAAUGCAGCAGUCAUUCCUACAUAUCCCGAACUUCCUUAUGUGCCCACCUUGUCUUUUUCCAGCACAUUUCAUGUCCCUGCGCCCAAAUUCGAUUUUUUGCCAUCUGAGGAAUGCACUCAUAGACGGUGCUCACAGUCUCGACUUGAUUUUACACAGUCCGGAAAAUGCUAUCCCGUUGGUGUGACCUUUUGCAAGUAUCGACAGAAAUUCUCACUGCACUACGCCACAUUAUAUAUUUUGCGAUUGGGGGAUUGUGAUUAUUGA
Molecule: messenger RNA, 309 nt
Organism: Laccaria bicolor S238N-H82
Lineage: Eukaryota; Fungi; Basidiomycota; Agaricomycetes; Agaricales; Hydnangiaceae
Exons: 4
Coding region: 1-309 (102 amino acids)
Source: RefSeq, a predicted model, not a curated record